CAGGGUCCAGGACUUUUCUCGGUUCAGAGAUUUUUGAUUACUCAUUCAAUCUCUGAACAAGCGUUAUCUGAAUACCAAAGCUAGAUGAAGAGACAAGAAAACUACAAACCCAUAUUCCUUAUGAGUAUUUAUUCAAAAAUCCUCAACAAAACACGAAUAAAUCAAAUUCAGGAGCAUAUUAAAAGGAGUAUGUAUAUACCAUGACCAAGUGGGAUUUAUUCCUGGAAUACAGCUAUGGUUCAACACCUACAAAACUCAAUCGACAUAAUAUACCAUUCAGGAACUACAGCUACAGUGUCAAUAAAUCAUUACAGGCUUUUCUGCUUCGUAUGCGCUUCUUCCACAUUUUGUAUUCUCAUCAGCAUGUGACCCGUUCUGACUAAAUGGAUCAGCUGAGAUUGAAUUGACUCAUGUAUUUCAGCAAAAGCGUGAGGAUGUGUGUGCGGAUGGAUGGACCUCUCAUUCACAGCUGACGGAGGAGGAUUAUCGAAUCAAUCACCAGAACCUUGGAGGUCUCCUGCUAAAGAAGCAGGAACAUUGAGGGGCUUGAACUUUCCUGUCUUCAGAGAGACACGUGGCUUCCAUCCUUAAGCUCACCUAGGAGUCCAAGAAGGAUCGUGGAGACCCAGCCCACCCAGCCAUGCUGCAAACCUGCAGAAGAGUUGCUACUAACCAAACCAGCUCCUCUGAAAGAAGGCAAAGGAGAAAACUGCAUGAGAAUCUGCUGCUUCAGCUUCUUGAUCAGAGAUGAAAACAAGCCAUCGGUACACGUACACGAUGCUAUCUGGCUUCCUCUGUGUGGAAGGUGCUGAUAGAAAUCAAGAGGGUCCUGUUUGCCAAGACCACAAGUUCCGGAUUGCUUACUCUUGGAAAGGCCAGCUACCAUGUCAGGAGGACCCUCAACCAGCCCCAUGGAGAGACUCCUGCAAAUAGCCUUGUGAGUGAGCUGUCAGGAAGCAGACCCUCCAGCCCCAGUCCAGCCUUCAGAUGACUGGGGCCCCAGCAGACACCUUGACCUCAUCUCAUGAAAGAUCAUGAGCCAAAACCACACAACUGAGUUGCUCCUAAAUGCCUGACCCAAGAAAACUGUUUAAGAGGACAACCCAGAACAAGGCAAGGAUGUCUCUUGUAUGUUGACUCUGAUGAAUCUUCCAACCCAUGAAAAUGAUAUUCUCAGUGUCUAGAUGGAGCCCUCAGGCAUCCCAGAGUCCACCACCCCUUAUGAUUAUGAUUCGCAGAGCCUUUUGUGUGAGACUCAGACCUUCACCUUUGCGACCUUCAACACCACCAUCCUGUACUGCCUGGUGUUCUUCCUCAGCCUGGUGGGCAACAGUCUGGUGUUGUGGGUCCUGGUGAAGUAUGAGAGCCUGGAGUCCCUCACCAAUGUCUUCAUCCUCAACCUGUGCCUCUCAGACCUGGUGUUCUCCUUCCUGUUGCCUCUGUGGGCCUUGGUGUACCACUGGGGCUGGGUGCUGGGAGACUUCUUCUGCAAGCUCUCCAACAUGAUCUUCUCCAUCAGCCUCUCCAGCAGCAUCUUCUUCCUGACCAUCAUGACCAUCCAUCGCUACCUGUCUGUGGUGAGCCCCCUCUCGUCCCUGAGGGUCUACACCCUCCAAUGCCGCGUGUUGAUGACCACAGCUGUGUGGGCCGUCAGCAUCCUGUCCUCCAUCCCUGAUGCCGUCUUCCACAAAGUGUUUGAUCCUCCAGAAUAUUCAUCAGAACCUUCGAAAUGUGAUUAUUCAGAACUCAAGUGGUACCUGGCCUCGGUCUACCAGCACGUUGUCUUCUUCCUGCUCUCCAUGACGAUUAUCCUGUUCUGCUACGUGGAGAUUCUCAGGACCCUGUUCCGCUCGCGGUCCAAACGGCACCACCGGACAGUCAGGCUCAUCCUCACCAUUGUGCUGGCACACUUCAUCAGCUGGGCUCCCUACAACCUCAUCCUGUUCCUGCAAACACUGUUGAAACUUAAGAUCAUUCAGAGCUGCAAGGCCUACUGGCAGCUGGAUUAUGCCUUGCUCAUCUGCCGUGAUUUUGCCUUCUCCCACUGCUGCUUCAACCCAGUGCUCUAUGUCUUUGUCGGGGUCAAGUUCCGCAGACACCUCAAAAGUCUGCUCCGGCACUCCAGGCUCUGCCGGUCACAGGCGCCCAGCCUUUCCCCGGUACCUCACUCUCCAGGUGCUUUCCACUCUGAGGGCGCCUCCUUCUAUUGAAAGGGAGUUUGGCGCUGCAGGUUGAGAUGGACAGAAGAGAUGGAGGGGAAGCAAAGAGAAGUGGUACAAGAAAGAGCAUUGCAGAAGGCACAACACUGGGGACGCUACGGCUGCAGGGGUGGGAGGUGAAAGAAAUACCUUAUACCAGGAGGUCCUAUUGCAGAAAAGGGGCUCCCUGCCUGGAAGUUUUAUGUUGCCAUCAAGAAAAACACUUCUUGGAUUCUGAGUUUGUUAUUCAUUCCUUCACUUAUUCAUUCAUUUAGACAUGGGUUUGUUAUUAUUACUUAGUUCAGAAGGUUCUAAAACAUAAGAGGAUUCCCAGAAAGGAGCAUCCUUCAAGACUUGAGGAGGGGCUGAAACUCAUGUGUGAUAAUUGUGCAAAUGUAGGCUGCUGGCAAGACAGUCUCUCCCAUUCCUGACUGUACGGUUAUCCCAGCUAAUUUUAGAGAGCAUUCCUCAGUGACGACUGGAUGAGGACAAAAGUACCCACAUCCUCAAAUAAGCAUAGUCAGACGAAAUCUGAAUUCUAAAAACCUACAACUAGACUGGAGAUGUGUUCUGUAUCAUAAUUUCAAUUUCUAGCAUAUGUAGUCCAUAGAUCUUUUAUUGAAAAAAAAGAAUGAAUGCAAUAAGUGCUGCCGUCUGCAUGAAGCAAGUACUUGGAGGAUAUCAAGAUGAACAAGGUACCAACGUCCAGCUCUGAAGGCCCAGGCUUGCAUCCAUCUUGGUGAAGGCAGCCAAGGUGAAGAUUCCUCCAAUAUCUCAUUCUCUCCCUGUAGCUAUUGAUCUGACACUUCAGACUCAUCAUGUUCCACCUGGAAUGUUCUCCUGCUUGGUUGACAGCACCAGCUUCCCCCUGGUUGCUCACCCUCCAAACCUGAGUCAUUUUCAAGCCAUGCGUUUCCUUUCCUUCCACUCCCACAGCCAAGUUCUAUUGAUUCUGCCUUCCCAGUGCCUCUCAGAGUUGUUCUCGCCAUUGCAUGCUCAUGGAUUCAUCCCCAAUGGCCUCACUUCCUCAGCAUCUUCCUGUUGCUCAUCUCUUUCCCCACCAGCAUCCUCUGCAUUGAAACCGAGCUGCGCAAAACCCUUAGGCAGCUCCUUAUUACCUACAAAUAAAGCCCACACACCUUAGCAAGUCCUUCAAGGCCCCUGAAAUCCACUGCUAGCUAACUUGUGCAUUCUAUUCCAUCCUAAGCCCCCAUGCCACCAGCGUGGCAUCCAACCACAAAAGACCCAGUUUCCUCUUGGCCUCUGCCAUGCUGUCCCAUGCUGGGCCAGGGACACUUGUCCUUCUGCUCCCUAAUCUACAAGCCCCAGCUGAAAGGCCAUCUUCUUCAGGAAGCCCUCCCCCAUCUUUAAAUCAGGAGAGCACUCUCUGGUUGUUGUGGCACUUUGCUUGUCCCUGAAAGAUAUUAUUUGUCACUUUCCACCACAUGUCAUAGUUAUGCACAUGCAUGUCUUUUUUAAAAAAAUAUAUUUCAUUGAUUUUUUAUAGAGAAGAAGGGAGAGGGAUAGAGAGUUAGAACAUCGAUGAGAAACACCGAUCGGCUGCCUCCUUCACACUCCCUACUGGUAUGUGCCUGCAACCAAGGUACAUGCCCUUGACCGGAAUCAAACCUGGGACCCUUGUGUCCGCAGGCUGUUGCUUUAUCCACUGAGCCAAACUGGUUAGGGCUGCACAUGCAUGUCUUAUCUCCCUGCCCCAUCAGACGGCAAACUGGCUGAAGGCAGGCACCUGGUCCUGCACCCUGCCAAGCAUGGACCCUGGUGCUCUGUCAUUGUGUACGAAGUGGGAGCAAAGCGUGACAGCUGUCAUUAUUCUUCUAAUUGAUUUUUGGGGAUGUGUGCCAUGGGGCACUUUCUACCUUCCUUGCCCCAAGCUACUUCCUUAUCAAUAUUAACCUUUCUUUCCUAGUCUACACUCAGAGUACAUUGCUUAAUCUUCUAGGUGGCAAUGACUAUAUGCUUAAUCUUCUAGGUACCUUGUUGGUACCUUUAUCUCAGGGUUGGAGAUAAAGUGUGAAACAAGUCCUGUGUGAAUCAGGAUGGUGGAAAAUUGGCUCCAUUUAGGCCUUAGGCAAAAUUGUCCGAGGCCAAGUCUGUCUGGAGUGUUCCCUGGCUCAGUUCCCUGCCUUUUAGUUCAUGGUGCGCAUGCUUGCCUCUUCCAUGGUCCCGUAGCUUCACAUCCAAGGACCACCCUCUAAAUUUUCCCAUACCAUCCAGACCUGGUCCCAGUCUGUGAACCUAAUUCAGCUCUGGACUAGGGCCUUUAGAAAAGCUCCCCAGCUGAUUCUGACAUGUACCCUACUUAGAAACAUUGGGUGCAACUCCUUGAAAAUGGGAAUUCCAGAAUCUUCCACAGUUCAUUGAGGAAGACUUUGCAGAGUCACUGUGGCCCUCAAUAUAUGUUUAUUGAAUAAAGUAGUUACUAAUACAGCCCUCAGCUGGAGCCUGGAGAGCUUAUAAAGCAUUUUCCCCUUCAGUUCCAGCUAUUAUUUCAAUACUCUAGUUGCCAUUGGGUGGCCAUCCUUGGAGGGCAUUGACCUUGCUAGGGAAGAGUGAAGGUCUAAUUUUAAGAAUUGGUCAGUAACACCUGCUGGAGAAGGUUGAGUGGUGCACCAGUGAAGGGACUAGCUAACCAAUAGGUGGGCCAUCACCCACCAUCUGUGGAAGAAAUAGCUCACCACCUAAGGAAAGAGAUGAUGAAAUGGUUUGGGGGGGUCUGAGCUAAGCCUGUGGGCUUCUAUCAGGACAAUUUGGCAUCCCCUUAAACUGGGAUUACUUAACUUUUGUCCAACUUUUAUUUAGAUGGCAGGCUGAGGCCAGGGAGCAGAAAAACAGAGGAUUCCAGAUUACACACCCACUUGGCCAAACCAAAGCUCCAUGGGUUUUGAGCCCACUCUUCUUAGAAGGCAGGCUUAAGGGGUCUUGUAUCACCAGAGAGCAUGGCCUUUGAGAGGCUUGAUCCACUGUCUCCUUACCCCAUCCCAUUCCUUCAAAUCCCAAGAUGCAUAUCUAAGUAUUUCUUUCAACAAUUACAGCCAUAUCCCUAGGAGAGUUCAUGAAAUACAAUCAUGUCCAUCUCUACAUUUCUAGUGAUGUUUUGGCACUCCCAAUAGACUAGCUCUGAAAGUGAUCUUUAUCCAAGAGUCUUCUCCUAGUCCAGUUCCUUGGGAAUGCAAGGAAAGAGGCAUAGAGACAGAAAGGUCAAAACUGGAAGGUAGAGGGACACCCUAUCAGAAAGGGAGUGUGGGUAAGGCCAGGGACUGUACUCUACAUUCUCUGACCACACCCUUCAUCAGCUACAACCUCCUGCUUUCUUCUCCCUCCACCCACUAAAACUACUGUUCAACCUCAACCGGGCUCUUGUGAGCCUAUCCCUCCCCUAAUAGUUGAAAUAUGAUGCCCUGGUCACAGGGCUGCAGAACUGCCACACCAGAAACAUAUAAAAUCCCCAGCGGUACCCAAGGAAGAUCUUCUUCACAGCAUUUCCACCUCCACACUCCCUCAAACAAAAAUCAAGAGGAGAGGAACCUUGCUGAUCUCCAAAUAGGAACGUACCUCCAAGCCCAGGGCAGCCCCAGACCUCAGAUAACCCUAGCCAGAGUGGAACUUCCUCAACAGCACAAUCUGUGUUGCAUAACUAGAAACUGCCUUGGUGCCCCACAAUAUUUGUGGUUGGUUGACCAAGUGGAUAAGGAGACUCUCUUUUUGUUGUUUUUUUGUGUGUUUUUUUCUACUUCCAUUUCCUCUUCUGACACUUGCUUAUAUUACAUCCACCUUCCAGUCAACUCUAGGUACCAUUCAUAGGCUUCCCAUGGGUUCUUCUCCAGAGCCCACCAGCCCAGGCAUCACCUGGUUUGUUGAAUUCCUAUGGCUUUCAUUUGUGAAAGCUGCCUCUGGUGGGACAAAGAAACCCACAAGCAUGGAAAGCCCAGUAGAAAAGACCCCCAAAGUAAACUGGCUGAGAAGUCUCUUGGGAUUUGAGCCCUGGACUCAAACCCCAAAUCCAAGCUCUUUACUCACUGUGACCUUGGAUCCCUCAGAGCCUCAGUGUCCUCAUUUGUAAAACUGUAUGUCAACAACACAAAGAUUCUAUGCACACAAUGGAGGUGCACAUGAGGUUAUGUGUGUAAAGUACUUGCUUUGUAAAUCAUUCAGCCCAGACUAAUAUGAGUUACUAUUGUAAUCAUCUAAUAAAAACAGAAUCAUUGUAUCAUAUGCACAAAUAAAUCUCUACCCAAGAUCAUUA
Myotis myotis is the source of this 6462-nucleotide messenger RNA. It is a transcript of the gene XCR1, whose product is annotated as X-C motif chemokine receptor 1. Gene Ontology annotation, biological process: chemotaxis; immune response; G protein-coupled receptor signaling pathway. The transcript has 7 exons. Gene Ontology annotation, molecular function: chemokine receptor activity. Gene Ontology annotation, cellular component: membrane. NCBI's taxonomy places the organism in Eukaryota, Metazoa, Chordata, Mammalia, Chiroptera, Vespertilionidae. The record is from RefSeq and is a predicted model, not a curated record. The coding region runs from base 1185 to 2210 and encodes 341 amino acids.